This is a messenger RNA of Scleropages formosus (Asian bonytongue), 3585 nucleotides long. It is a transcript of the gene exoc5, whose product is annotated as exocyst complex component 5. The record is from RefSeq and is a predicted model, not a curated record. Gene Ontology annotation, biological process: Golgi to plasma membrane transport; exocytosis. The coding region runs from base 524 to 2650 and encodes 708 amino acids. Lineage: Eukaryota; Metazoa; Chordata; Actinopteri; Osteoglossiformes; Osteoglossidae. Gene Ontology annotation, cellular component: exocyst; cytoplasm. The transcript has 18 exons.
AAUAUAAAGGCCCUAUUUUAAUGUUGUUAUACUGUGUAAAUAAUUUUAAAAUGCUCCGAGGUGCCACUGCAAUCGAAUCAGAAAUGAUUUCUCAUGACAGUUGGAGGCAAAUAAUAUAUUUACAUGCACUUUUUUAACCAAAACCAUUAAUUUCUACCUAUGGAUCUAUGCAGGUAGACUUAGGCAGCAAAUUAAGCACUUGCACUGCAGUAUACAAGCGUGGGCAAAGGCGUCAGCCAAGUAAAUAAUAAUAAUAAUAAUAACGUAAUCACUUGUUUGUUUGGGCACUAUUACCCGUGCUUUGCCCCGCCCCUCCCCUCCGUGGGCGGGGCCGCUCCUCUCCAUUUCCGGUCCCGACAUGGCGGCUGGCUCCAGGAAGCGGUGGGUCUGUCUGCAGUGCUGAAGCGUAGCGGGCACUUUAUCACACCGAAGCGAGCGGGACCCGCCGACAGCCUCACCCUGCGUCCAGUCAGCGCGGUUCGCCAAGUGCCAGGACCGGAGAGCGCUUACUUGGAGGUGGAAUAUGGCGGCGACAGCACAGCUCUUCGAGGAACCUUUUGAUGCCGAUGAGUACAUCGAGAGGCUCGCCUGGAGGACCCCUGGAGGGGGCUCCAAAGGGGGGGCGGAAGCUUUUGACCCUAAAAGGUUGCUGGAGGAAUUUAAGAACCACAUUGAAGAGCUGAAGCAGCUGGAUGAGCGCAUCCAGCGACGGGUGGAGAAGCUGGAGCAGCAGUGCAACCGGGAAGCGAAAGAGUUUGCGCGCAAAGUACAGGACUUGCAAAGGAGCAAUCAGGUGGCCUUCCAGCAUUUUCAGGAGCUGGAUGAACACAUCAGCUAUGUGGCAACAAAAGUGUGUCAUCUGGGUGACCAGCUCGAAGGGGUCAACACACCACGGCAAAGAGCAGUGGAGGCACAGCGCAUCAUGACCUACUUCAACGAGUUCCUUGACGGGGAACUGCGCAGUGAUGUGUUCAACAACCCUGACAAGAUUAAGGAGGCUGCUGACAUCAUUCAGAAGCUGCACCUCAUCGCCCAAGAGCUGCCCUUUGACAGGUUUUCUGAUGUGAAGGCUAAGAUAGCCAGCAAGUAUCACGACCUGGAGCGUCAGCUGAUCCAAGAGUUCACUGCUGCCCAGCGGCGAGGGGACAUCAAACGCAUGCAGGAAGUGGCUGCUGUGCUGCUGCACUUCAAGGGCUAUGCACAUUGUGUGGAUGUCUACAUCAAACAAUGCCAGGAGGGGGCAUAUGGACGGAGUGAUGUCUUUGAAGACACAGCGCUCCUGUGCCAGAGGGUCAAUAAGCAGGUGGGAGAGGUCUUCUGCAGCCCAGAAACGGUCAUGGCGAAACUCAUCCAGAGCAUCUUUGAGAACAAGCUGCAGAGCCAUGUGAAGGACAAACUGGAGGAGACCCGUCGAUCUGACUCGGAGCAGUACCUCAAGAACCUGUUUGACCUCUACACCAGGACAACAACUCUGGCCACCAAGCUGACAGAGUUCAACCUGGGCUCAGACAAGCACACCUUCCUGUCCAAGCUGAUCAAAAACAUCUUCUCCUCCUACCUGGAGAGUUACAUUGACGUAGAGCGGGAGCACCUGCGAGCCCGGAGUGCUAUGAUCCUGCAGCGCUACUAUGACUCCAAAAAUCAUCAGAAGCGUCCUCUGGGCACUGGCAGUAUCCAGGAGCUGAAGGAGAGGAUCCGUCAGCGUACCAACCUGCCACUGGGUCCGAGCAUCGACACUCACGGCGAAACCUUCCUUUCCCAGGAGGUGGUGGUCAACCUUCUUCAGGAGACACGACAUGCCUUUGAGCGCUGCCACAGGCUGUCAGAUCCGUCAGACCUCCCCAAAAAUGCUUUCUCCAUCUUUCUGCUGCUGGUUGAGCACCUGUGUGUUGACCACAUUGACUAUGCCCUAGAGAUUGGCCUGUCAGCAAUUCCCUCUCCAGAUGCCAAGAAUGCCAACCUGUACUUUCUGGAUGUGGUUCAGCAGGCAAACACCAUCUUCCACCUCUUUGAUAAGCAGUUCAAUGACCACCUCAUGCCCCUCAUCAGCUCUUCCCCCAAGUUGACAGAGUGCCUUCACAAGAAGAAGGAGGUAAUUGAACAAAUGGAGGUGAAGCUGGACACAGGCAUUGACAGGACUCUGAACUGUAUGAUUGGCCAGAUGAAGCACAUUCUGAGCACAGAGCAGAAGAAGACGGACUUCAAGCCAGAGGACGAGAACAAUGUCAUGAUUCAGUACACGAAUGCCUGCUCCAAGGUGUGCGCCUAUGUAAGCAAGCAGGUGGAGCGCGUGCGCAAGUCAAUGGAUGGGAAGAAUGUGGACACGGUGCUAACGGAGCUGGGCGUGCGCUUCCACCGACUCAUCCAUGAACACCUGCAGCAGUUCAGCUACAGCUCCAUGGGCGGGAUGCUGGCCAUCUGCGAUGUUGCCGAAUACCGCCGUUGUGCCAAGGACUUCCGAGUUCCUCUGGUACUGCAGCUCUUUGACACGCUCCAUGCCCUAUGUAACCUCCUGGUGGUUGCACCAGACAACCUGAAGCAAGUGUGCUCUGGGGAGCAGCUCACGAACCUGGACCGCAAUCUCCUGCACGCCUUUGUCCAGCUAAGGGCCGACUAUCGCUCCUCUAGACUGGGCCGCCACUUCAGCUAGUGCCAGAUACGAGCCGCCAACAAGACCACCAUCUGAUCAUAUGACCCAACCCAUGCCCCCAGUUAACUAUAACUAUUACAGCUUACUCACUCUGAACUAGUCACGGUCAGUGGGUGACCACUGCCAGAGGCCUGGAGGGAUCCCGCAUUCCCAGACUUCACACUCCACCUUGCUCCAUCUCCACUUUCAGUAGAAAUGACAAAACUCCUGGGCUGUCUCUGAAAUGCAAGGGAAAACAGGAGGUCACUGGCAAAGAUACAUGAGCUAGAAGGGACCAUCAUUGACAGGACAGAACAGUACUUCUCACUUUUUUUUAUUGGGUCUUUUUCAACAGUGAAUUUUUUUUUUUUUUUUUAAAAAGAGAGAGAGGCUUACACACUAGACAAUUGUUUGUUCUUUUCUGGUUAUUUUUAAAUGGCCAUAGUUGUAUUAGACAGAAUGUCUGAGCAGAAUGUCUAAGCAAUUUAAAUGUUAGUAAUUUGCUUUGGUUUUUUUAUAUUGUGCCAAAUAAUAGUUCAGUGCUACAAUGAUAAAAGGGAACGUAAGGGAUGAGGAGCUGUUACGAGGCAAGCUUAGUGUAGGUUGCCAGUGUAUUGCAUUCUGGGAAUGGCUGGCCAUCUGUAACACGGAGCAGUCAGUGGCUGUCCUCCUGUGGGACCUGAACCAGCAACAGCUGUGGGCACAACAGACCUGCUCAGCCAUUGUACCUACCAGAGUGGUGUGUGCUCAGAGCCCUGCCCUUUGCUGAGUGGAGGCCGCUGGUCAAGACAAGGGCACCUGCCUCUGGCCUAACCUGGAAGGUCCAGUAGGUCAGCAAAGACUUUGAGUAUCGAGGAAGAAUUUAAAAACGGAUAAGCUCAAACUGGACGUGUUUAAUACUUUAUAGGUGUAUCCCUGGUCUUCCUUACCUUAAUACAAUACUUACACUAAUAGUU